AUAACACUGCGUGCGGUUCAUUCAUUCUGGAGCGUCAGAUGGUGGGGUUGGCGACCGUGCAACUUGCACCGCGUCUCUCUUUCGUCCUUCUUUUUACUGGACUGUCUGUGCUACCGACCAUAUAUCCAGUAUAGGACAGUCAUGCUCUGUGUAUAAGCGAUAAAAAAAAAAAUUACAACAGAGGUCAAUCAGCGGUUUUGAAAUCCAGGCAACUGAGGAUGCACAGCGCUGCUGAGGAGGACAGUAGUAGGACUCUGUUCAGCUCCACCGAUUUCAGACAACGACGGGAAUCUCAUCUUCGCGGUAUGCCUCCUAUUGAGAGAGAGUAAAGCAGGGAAAGAAAAUAACGUCUGACCGCUUUGGAUUCUACACUGUCCCUUUGACUUUCUGUGUGAAAAGUAAAGGGUGCUAGUUAGUUCAGUUGCACACUAGUACCCGAACACCCGAUAGUGGAGGGAGGAGCGAUGAGAAGAACCCCAUCGCCGUAUACAACACUGGCUUGCUUUGUUUCUCAGCAAAGGACCCUUUCAGAAAUAGGCUGAUACUGUUCAUUUCUUCAAGUGGCACUGUGUUUGGAUACUGUUCUGCCUAAUGUCGACUGGCACUUUAAUCUGGACCAUGUACAGUAUGAUCGAACAUUAAUUGUAAACGUUUUUCAGAUUCUUUAAUUCUAGUUUAUGGAUUAUCCAUGGACUGAUCAUUCAGACGUAUAAUAACCAGAUCAAAAUGCUGCUAAUUAAGAGCUGACCGACUUUCUGAAUUUUGAACAUCUGGACAUGUAAUUCAAACUGUUCCAGUAUUUGUUGAAAUAGGAUUAUCAAAUUGUUGAACCAAUCAUAAGUGUCUUUAUCUAUUUCUGCUUGGAUACCCUURGAUUGUAAUAUAUACAAAAGUAAAUACGGAGGGGAGUUUAUGGGUAUGUCAACAAGAAUACAGCUUUGACUGAAAACCAUCUGGAAUUGUGGAAUUGGACCUCCUGAAACGUACUCUGCUGUAAAGUGCGGUCGCGUCAUUGCAACUGCCCAGGCCAACAGCGCAGAUAUUUGGGGAUUUGAGAGUUACAGUGACCCACGUGGAGCAGAGAUCCAAAGUGGACAGUACACCAUGGGUUGUUGCAGUGGCAGAUGCACGCUGGCCUUUAUAUGUGGCAUGCAAUUGAUCAGCAUAUUGGAACGACAAAUAUUUGACUUCCUUGGGUACCAGUGGGCUCCCAUCCUCACAAACUUUGUGCACAUCAUCACAGUCAUCUUGGGCCUCUUUGGGACUGUACAGUUCAGACCAAGAUACGUGACCGGGUAUGCAGUGUGGCUGGUUCUCUGGGUGACCUGGAACAUCUUCAUCAUCUGUUUCUACCUGGAAGUGGGGGACCUCUCCAAGGACAGUGACCUGAUCAUGACCUUCAACCUGUCCAUGCACCGGUCCUGGUGGAUGGAGAACGGUCCAGGCUGCAGGGUGACCCCGGUCACCCCCCCUCCGUCCUGGGGGCCCGCAGGAGACCACCGCUACAUCAGCAUCGCAGGUUGUCUGCUGGAGUACCAGUAUGUGGAGGUGGCCCACAGGUCCUGGCAGAUUCUUUUGCAGCUUGUUGGGUUCAUCUAUGCCUGUUAUGUGGUGAAGCUCAUCUCAGAAGAGGAAGACAGCUUUGAUUUUAUAGGAGGGUUCGACUCCUAUGGUUAUCAAGGGCCUCAGAAGACAUCCCAUUUGCAACUACAACCCAUGUACAUGUAA
This is a messenger RNA of Salvelinus sp. IW2-2015, 1728 nucleotides long. It is a transcript of the gene nkain2, whose product is annotated as sodium/potassium transporting ATPase interacting 2. Gene Ontology annotation, biological process: regulation of sodium ion transport. Lineage: Eukaryota; Metazoa; Chordata; Actinopteri; Salmoniformes; Salmonidae. The record is from RefSeq and is a predicted model, not a curated record.